Molecule: messenger RNA, 2457 nt
Organism: Choloepus didactylus (southern two-toed sloth)
Lineage: Eukaryota; Metazoa; Chordata; Mammalia; Pilosa; Megalonychidae
Gene: KIFBP
Product: kinesin family binding protein
Exons: 7
Coding region: 59-1924 (621 amino acids)
Molecular function (GO): protein binding
Source: RefSeq, a predicted model, not a curated record
CAGGACGGCGGGAGUCCCGAGUGCGAACGUUUACGAGAAUCAAGGCACGGAGGCCGCGAUGGCGAACCCUCCUUGGGCUGAGAUCCGGGAGAAAUUCCAGGCGGCGCUAGCCCUGUCGCGGGUGGAACUGCAUAAAAACCCAGAGAAGGAGCCGUACAAGUCCAAAUACAGCGCCCGAGCGCUGCUGGAAGAGGUCAAGGCGCUGCUCGGCCCCGCGCCUGAGGAGGAGGAGGAACGGCCUCCGGUUGACGACGCCUUGGGCGAAGGGGACCACGCCCUGGGGCUGCCCGCCGAAGUGGUGGAGGCCGAGGGGCCCAUCGCCCAACGGGCGGUGAGACUGGCGGUUAUUGAAUUCCAUCUCGGGGUGAACCAUAUCGAUACAGAAGAGCUGUCUGCGGGGGAGGAGCAUCUGGUGAAAUGCCUGAGGCUGCUGCGCACGUACCGGCUCUCGCACGAUUGCGUCUCCCUCUACAUCCAGGCGCAGAAUAACCUAGGUAUCUUAUGGUCUGAAAGAGAGGAAAUUGAAACUGCGCAAGCUUAUCUUGAAUCAUCAGAAGCAUUAUAUAAUCAGUAUAUGAAAGAGAUUGGGAGUUCUCCUCUUGAUCCUACUGAGCAUUUUCUUCCGGAAGAAGAGAAACUUACUGAACAAGAGCGAUCAAAAAGAUUUGAGAAGGUUUAUACUCAUAAUCUAUAUUACCUGGCUCAAGUCUACCAGCAUAUGGAAAUGUUUGAGAAGGCUGCUCAUUAUUGCCACAGUACCUUAAAACGCCAGCUUGAGCACAAUGCCUACCAUCCCAUAGAGUGGGCUAUUAAUGCUGCUACCUUGUCACAAUUUUACAUCAAUAAGCUAUGCUUUAUGGAGGCCAGGCACUGUUUAUCAGCUGCUAAUGUCAUUUUUGGUCAAACUGGAAAGAUCCUAACCACAGAAGACACUACUGAAACUGAAGGAGAAAUACCAGAGCUUUAUCAUCAAAGAAAAGGGGAGAUAGCAAGAUGCUGGAUCAAAUACUGUUUGACUCUCAUGCAGAAUGCCCAACUUUCCAUGCAGGACAGCAUAGGAGAGCUUGAUCUUGAUAAACAAUCUGAACUUAGAGCUUUAAGGAAAAAAGAACUAGAAGAAGAAGAAAAUGUUAGGAAGAAAGCUGUGCAGUUUGGAACCGGUGAAUUGUGUGAUGCCAUUUCUGCAGUGGAAGAGAAAGUGAGCUAUUUGAGACCUUUAGAUUUUGAAGAAGCCAGAGAACUUUUCUUAUUGGGUCAGCACUAUGUCUUUGAGGCAAAAGAGUUCUUUCAGAUUGACGGUUAUGUCACUGACCAUAUUGAAGUUGUCCAGGACCACAGUGCCCUGUUUAAGGUGCUUGCAUUCUUUGAAACUGACAUGGAGAGACGGUGCAAGAUGCAUAAACGUAGAAUAGCCAUGUUAGAGCCCCUAAUUGUAGAUCUGAAUCCUCAGUAUUAUCUGUUGGUCAACAGACAAAUUCAGUUUGAAAUUGCACAUGCUUACUAUGAUAUGAUGGAUUUGAAGGUUGCCAUUGCUGACAAGUUAAGGGAUCCUGAUUCACACAUCGUAAAAAAAAUAAAUAAUCUUAAUAAGUCAGCACUGAAAUACUACCAGCUCUUCUUAGACUCCCUGAGAGACCCAAAUAAAGUAUUUCCUGAGCACAUAGGGGAAGAUGUUCUUCGCCCUGCUAUGUUAGCUAAGUUUCGCGUUGCCCGUCUCUAUGGUAAAAUCAUCACCGCAGAUCCCAAGAAAGAGCUAGAAAACCUGGCAACAUCAUUGGAACAUUACAAAUUUAUCGUUGAUUACUGUGAAAAACAUCCUGAGGCUGCCCAGGAAAUAGAAGUUGAACUAGAACUUAGUAAAGAGAUGGUGAGUCUUCUUCCAACAAAAAUGGAGAGAUUCAGAACCAAGUUGGCCCUGACUUAAUCUUUAUUUUUAAGGAAAGGAAAUGUGCAAUAUUGAAGUGAUUCUUUUCCUUAGGCAAGCAGGCCCAAUAUCAUUGUGAUAAUAACCUUUAUAGCCAUAGGAGUGCAAUUUGAACUUGAGAGCAGUUGAAUUUUUGCUAGGACCUUAAUUAACGUAAAGCUAAUAAUUUACACCUAAUUAUGUAAAUUGCUGUGUUAAAAUAAUGUGAUUGGUAUUUUAGUUUGUUUCCUAUACUUAAAUAUCAGAGUUUCCUGCCUCAGUUUCUAAAUGUAGGAUCUUUGUUGGCUAGCACUUGGUGGACUUUUUAUGAGGAAAAAUGCUGGUAGACAAGACUGUUACUAAAUUAAAAUUGAAAAAGUAACUUCCUGUAGUUAUUCUUUCCAAAAUAUUUACUUUCUUAAAUUCCCAAGUAAAUCUUUUCCUUUUGAAAAUAUUAAAAACUAAGUUAUGUUUAUUUUGUCUGUUGUAAAGUGGUUUGUUUCAGUUAAAGGGUCAAAAAAGGCCUUUUUGAAAUAAAUUAAAUUGACUUGUUU